This is a messenger RNA of Penicillium taxi, 939 nucleotides long. It is a transcript of the gene ssn8, whose product is annotated as cyclin-dependent protein serine/threonine kinase regulator SSN8. Lineage: Eukaryota; Fungi; Ascomycota; Eurotiomycetes; Eurotiales; Aspergillaceae. Bases 1 to 939 code for a protein of 312 amino acids. Gene Ontology annotation, biological process: positive regulation of transcription by RNA polymerase II. The record is from RefSeq and is a predicted model, not a curated record. Gene Ontology annotation, cellular component: nucleus; mediator complex. Gene Ontology annotation, molecular function: cyclin-dependent protein serine/threonine kinase regulator activity. The transcript has a single exon.
AUGGCUGCUAAUUACUGGACCUCGAGUCAACGCCAGUUCUGGCUCUUCUCACGUGAGAAGCUAGCUGAUGUACGCGAGGCACUGCGCGAACGCGACAAAGCCACUCAUGCGCAGUUCCCGCUGCCAGACCAACGCCUGCUUAAUAUCUACUUCAACCAACAGUUUAUCAAGCUAGGAAAGCGCAUGUCCACCCGACAACAAGCAAUUGCCACAGCCCAAGUCUACCUGAAGCGGUUUUACACCAAGAAUGAGAUCCGUCAUACGAACCCAUAUCUUGUCCUCACAACAGCAUUCUAUCUCGCCUGCAAAAUGGAAGAAUGCCCACAACAUAUCCGUUUUGUAGUAGGCGAGGCUCGUGGCUUAUGGCCGGAGUUCAUCACUCCCGAUGUAGCUAAACUUGGAGAGUGUGAAUUCGCCUUGAUCUCUGAGAUGAGCUCACAGAUGAUUGUGCAUCAUCCCUACCGGACUCUAUCAGAGCUUCAACCUAAGCUGUCGCUUACUUCAGACGAGGUUGCACUAGCUUGGUCAGUGAUCAAUGACCAUUAUCUCACAGAUCUCCCAUUGCUACAUCCACCACAUAUCAUUGCUAUUAUGGCUAUCAUUAUUGCUGUUGUCUUUAAGCCAGCCCACCUGAACAACUUUGGUAACUCGGCACAGUCAGCUUUAGCUGGCUCCAUGCGCGAGGGAGGAGCUUUAGCUGGUACUUUGCGGGAUGGAGGGGGGAUGAGCAUGCUUACAGCACUAUCAGACAAGAGUGGUGGGCCUCGAAUCCAGAAUCUGGUCCAGUGGCUUGCAGAGUCUGAAGUUGACAUCAAAGCUGUGAUUGAGUGCACUCAGGAGGUUCUCUCCUUAUAUGAAGUCUGGGAACAGUAUAGUGAGAAGCAUUGUAAGGAGUUGAUCAGCCGAAUGGUCAAGGGAAAGCCUCAAGGCCCCGUAUAA